This is a messenger RNA of Eupeodes corollae, 3077 nucleotides long. RefSeq names its product mucin-2 (gene js). The transcript is spliced from 5 exons. Lineage: Eukaryota; Metazoa; Arthropoda; Insecta; Diptera; Syrphidae. Gene Ontology annotation, molecular function: chitin binding. Gene Ontology annotation, cellular component: extracellular region. The record is from RefSeq and is a predicted model, not a curated record. The coding region runs from base 835 to 2682 and encodes 615 amino acids.
AUGAAUGGAAUUUUAGUUCUUUGACAAUCAUCGUUCAGAUCGGAUGUGUUCACGGAAGCGCGGAACAAUAUCUCCUACACCGAAUGUUUUGCUAAAUUUUGGUUAUUUCUUUCUUGUCUUCAUAUCGAAAAGGUUGAUUUAAAAUUUCAGAACAUCCCCAAAAUAUCCCUUGAUCGAUGUCUUUAUUUGAAAAUUAACAAUAAGUGUGUCAAAUUAAUAUUUUGUUUUUGGUUUGUAAAUUUCAACUUGGAUUUUUUUUUACAAAUUUGCAAAUUUGAGCUCGAGCUCAAGAAGUUCUCCUUGAGAUUUCUUUGGCGAUCUUUAAAGUGCAAUAUCAUUUGUAUCUGACGUAAAUGGAUGUUACGUCUUCUUAUUGAAAUAAAAAAAAUAAAUAGAAACAAAAGUAAUUACUCGAAGCUUGUUGGUGAGAAAACAGUUUUUUUUAGUUAAAACUUUAUUUUUAUGGCCAAGCAAGUUCUAAACUUAAUUCGUUUGAUGAGCCAGAAUACAAAUUGACGAAUAGGCUUGGUUUGGCAUUAAACAAAACAAAAGCUAAAAACUUCGACCCGAUAAAAACAAAAAAAAUAAAGUAGAGUUCGUUAAUUGUAUUUUUUUUUUUAUUUUUUAACGCGAUCAUCAGGUUUUUCCAAAAAGGAUUGAAGUUUUAAUCGAGUGCAUCAAAUUUAAAAAUAUUAAUGGUUUGUUCUACAUCGUUUUUAGUGUUAAUUUUUGUGUUAAAGGUGUAAGAUACGUAAAAGGUUGAAAGUCAAGUCAGUCUUGCAUUCACGGAUUUUUUCUUAGAAAAACUUAAAAUCUAAUAUUUCAAUACGACUAAUGAUCCACAACAUAAUGUCCGACCGCCAACCAUAUUGGAUAAUAUUGCCGAUCCUUAUCUGGAUCUGUAGCAUUGGAUAUGGCAUAAGCCAGAGUCAAAAUGCAAUUGGUCGCCAUCGGAACUUCCCAAAGACAUCGUUUUCUUGUGCAGGGCGUCCAGCUGGUUACUAUGCCGACAUCGAGACAGGUUGCCAAGUCUACCACAUGUGCGAUGGUCUAGGUCGUCAGUUCAGCUAUUCAUGCCCGAAUACGACGUUAUUUCAGCAACGGAUGUUGAUUUGUGAUCAUUGGUAUAUGGUGAAUUGUUCCAAAGCGGAAAUGGACUAUGCAGCGAAUUUAUUGAUUGGUCAACGAGAUAAACCGUUUGUGCCCGAUGGAGAGAAUCAUUUACGAACACCACGUCCAGAUUUGCUCGAUCGUCCCUAUGCUCCAGAUUAUUCUGGAGAGUCCUUUAGGAAUCAAUUCAAACAACUUCCUGCAGUUCAAAAUAGCAUAUCUGAUUUCAACGAACGAAAAAACAUCGACAAGACUUUCACUUUAAAUCAUCCCUCCCCAACUCCUACGCGCUGGAAGAUCCCUCAACCAAGUCGAGAAAUUCUACCACCAGCUCCUCCAUCACCAACUUUGACAACCAGAAAACCACCAACUGUAGCCAGUCCCGCACCAAGGCCUCUAACCUCAACAAGGAACUAUAAUGCUGCAACUUCCACAACUCCAGCGUCAAUUAUUGUCAAUCGAAAUUUGGACACAUCUGACGAACUUUUGGGAACUGCUCACAGUACACGAUACAACACUUCUGGUGACAACUCAGCCGAAGAUAAACACUCAAAGCAGUCGCCAACAAAGCCACCAGCUGUGAAGACGCCCUCCCGUAUCUACGAGCCUCCCUUUUUAUACCCAAUUUACAACGAGAACGACACAGUACAACUAACCGAAGCUGUUCCACUCCAAAGCUCCACAGCGGCUCCGUUCACCAUCAAAGUAACAACGACCACCAAUACAACAACCCCGAGGCCAGCUACAAGGCCCACAACAUUUGCUGGUAAACCAUUUACUGUUGAAUCAACAACCUUGACUGCGACAUCAUCAAAAAUUACCCAAUCCACGGAUUCAGCUUUGGACUACAACAUCCCUGCAUCAGGUUCAAAAACUUUCCCACUUCCAUCGCCCUUCACGCCACCAAAGACCACUGCUUCGAAAAAUGUUGCUGCUCCAUCUCGAGAGCUCCUUCCACCUCUGUCCGAUAUUGUGCUUCAUGAUACCGCUACAACUCAAGGCCCCCCAAUCUAUUUCGAAUGGAAGAUCCCUUCCAACGGCCUAGAACCGCCCAAAUUCGAAGCUCCUAUCGGGGUCGAUGGUCGAGAAGAACAAGACGCUCCACUCUCAUACACCUCAGACCAGGUGAAGUUACCCACUCCAACAACUGCCAAAACGACAACAGCCAACACCCAACAAUACGCCAACAAUCCAUUCCUCUCGAAUAAAACUCAACGUUCCAUAGAUUCGUCAACUUCCCGAACUCCAACAUCAAGAUCAAUAAAAAACUUUCCACCAUCACCAGGCACGGAAGAGAACAAAAUCUCACCCACUCUCCCCACCGAACAGGACAUCAACCAACUGAGAAUGGACUUCUCGGUCCCAGACUACCUCUUCCCACUGGAGAACAUCGGCCGGACAGGUUACGAGCACUCGGACACAUUCAAUUCGUUCCAACUGAAAAUCCCUCAGAGAAGAGCUGACGUUGUAACGCCAUCUACCGAUCGAUGGUAUGGCGAAAAUCCCAAAUGCCCUCAAUGCCAUCCGAGCUUUGUAAAGCCUGGAACUUGUGAACCAUGUUUAAGGAGAUAGAAGUUCUCGUUGUUGUUGUUGUGAUGUAUUAUUUGGAGAGAAUGUUAAUCUUAAGUUUAAUAAAAAUAAAAAUCAAGAAUAGAUCUUAAAAAAAUUGUAAAUAAUUUACGUAAUGUUAAAUCCGAAAGCAUGAAUCACACACAGAUCCUCAUAAGCGUGUUUUUAAACUUUCUAAGGAAAACAAAAACAAAUGCACACAUCGACUCAUACCUCCAUAAGUUCCCGAAAAUCCUAUAGCUCAAAAAGCUUUGUAUUUAUACACACAAAACAAAUAUUGCAGACAAAAAUUAAUUAACAAAAUUAUAGUUUUUUAUUUUAAUUUUAUGUUUAUAUAAUUUUUUGGUUUGUUGAAAAUAUACUCGAUGUAUUUUUAGUUCUUUGAUGAUUUUGAAAAC